UAACGGCGGUGAACGUGCAUGCCUGUUUAUGCAUUUUGUUAUAUUUCUUUGUUUUGUUUUGGUUUAAAUAAAGCCGAUACUAUGUUAAGACAAGAAAUGUCUCUAUCUCUCCCUCCCCCUGAACAAAACACCAUUAUAAAACAAGUUAAUGACACGUGCUAGAGAUAACUCGGGGGAGAAACACACAAAAAAUUAGUUUUUUGUCAUCUGUGCAUAUAAUAGUUCAUUCCAGUCUUGAUCGGGUCAGGGGUUCAAACAAAAUACAAUUUUAAAGCAUGGCGAACUUGGUGGAAGCUACUUCUCCUCAGCAAUUUGAGGAACUGCUGCAGAAGGCUGGCAAGUCCCUUGUAGUUGUCCAUUUCCUGGCACCAUGGGCUCCGCAGUGUACCCAAAUGAACGAUGUUAUGGCAGAACUAGCAAAGGAGAAUUCCCAGGUCACGUUCGUUAAGCUUGAAGCAGAAGCUGUGCCUGAGGUGUCUGAGAAAUAUGAAAUUAGUUCUGUUCCAACAUUUUUGUUCUUUAAGAAUAAUCAGAAGGUGGAUAGGUUAGAUGGUGCCCAUGCUCCGGAGCUGACCAAGAAGGUUCAGCGCCUUUCCAGCGCUGCAGUCCCUAUGGGAACGGGUGUGGCUGCCAAAGAGGAUCUAAACGAGAGGCUGAAGAAGCUGGUGAAUGCAGCACCCUGCAUGCUGUUCAUGAAGGGAUCCCCUCAGGAGCCCCGUUGUGGAUUCAGCAGACAGAUAGUGGAGCUCUUCAAGCAGCACAGCAUUCAGUACAGCAGCUUUGACAUCCUGUCGGACGAGGAGGUUCGGCAGGGGCUGAAGACUUUCUUCAACUGGCCCACCUAUCCGCAGGUGUACGUCAACGGAGAACUGGUUGGGGGGUUGGAUAUUGUUAAGGAACUCGCAGAAUCAGGAGAACUGGAGCAUACCUGUCCAAAAGCAGUUACACUUGAAAACAGGCUCAAGUCACUGAUCAGUAAAAAAAACGUAAUGUUGUUUAUGAAAGGAAAUAAAGAGAUGGCUAAAUGUGGAUUCAGUCGGCAGAUAUUAGAAAUGCUGAACAGCACUGGUGUUGAAUAUGAUACUUUUGACAUACUGCAAGAUGAGGAAGUUAGACAAGGUCUGAAAACAUUUUCCAACUGGCCAACAUACCCUCAGCUUUAUGUGAAAGGUGAACUCAUUGGAGGACAUGACAUAGUGAAGGAACUUAAAGAAAGCGGUGAUCUAGAGGCAGUUUUGAAAGGAGAAAACUGAUCGUCAGUGACAUCACAGAAUGUACUGCAGGGAGAUUCUAGAAUUUACUCCAUAGUCGAUAUCAUUGAAGUCGGGUUGGACAAGAGACAUUUAAUUGUGUGUCCCAUUUUCUUUUUCAAAUUCAUUUCUGAAUAUGUGUUGCAUUUUAAUCUCAAGAUUAGUGCUAAUCGUGAUCUGUGAAACCAGCCCAUUUAAGAUGGAUUUUUUUUUUUUUUUUAACCAUAACCACAAUAAAAGUAUGUGGUUUUCCGUU
Messenger RNA from Acipenser ruthenus (sterlet), 1506 nucleotides. RefSeq names its product glutaredoxin 3-like. The transcript has 12 exons. The coding region runs from base 276 to 1253 and encodes 325 amino acids. The record is from RefSeq and is a predicted model, not a curated record. NCBI's taxonomy places the organism in Eukaryota, Metazoa, Chordata, Actinopteri, Acipenseriformes, Acipenseridae.